This is a messenger RNA of Fulmarus glacialis (Northern fulmar), 3293 nucleotides long. RefSeq names its product ADAMTS-like protein 2. Gene Ontology annotation, biological process: extracellular matrix organization. Gene Ontology annotation, molecular function: metalloendopeptidase activity. The record is from RefSeq and is a predicted model, not a curated record. Gene Ontology annotation, cellular component: extracellular matrix. The annotation marks the transcript as partial. The transcript is spliced from 17 exons. Lineage: Eukaryota; Metazoa; Chordata; Aves; Procellariiformes; Procellariidae.
GACAGUAGUGAGGCAGCAGAUGGAGCUGGCCCCUGGGAUGAAGAAGUCACCAAGUGGUGGGGAGAGUGGAGCUCCUGGUCCACCUGCUCCCGGUCCUGCGGAGGAGGCGUGAUGUCCCGGGAGAGGCACUGCUUGCGACAGAGGCUCCAGAUGCCCCAGGGAACAAACAGCACCAUGUGUGUUGGUCAAGCCAAGCACUACCAACUGUGCCAGCAGCAGCUCUGCCCAGCCAACACAGCAAGCUUCAAACAGCAGCAGUGCUCCAGUUUCAAUGCCAAAGCCUUUGGGAAGCGCUACUACCACUGGAUGCCUCUCUAUCCAGAUGACUACACCAGUAUCUCCAACAAGCCAUGCGACCUCCAAUGCACCACCCAGAGUGGAGAGAGGCAGCUGAUGGCCCGGGCACAGGAUGGUACCUCCUGCAAGGACAGGACCUAUCAAGGGGUCUGCAUCAAUGGGAAGUGUGAGCCAGUUGGGUGCGAUGGGAGCCUGUACUCACCCCGGACGAUGGACAGAUGCAGGGUGUGUGGAGGGGACGGCAGCACUUGCCACCGUGUCUCGGGCAGCUUCCGAAAGGCAAUCUCACAGAUAGGUUACGUGUUCAUCACCAACAUCCCUGCCGGUGCCACGGACAUCCUCAUCAUUGAGCGUAGGAAAACGGAAAACAUCCUAGCACUUGCAGAUGAAUCCGGGCAUUUCUUCUUCAACGGCAACUCCGCCAUUGACAACCCCCAGAACUUCAGGGUAGCUGGCACGAUCUUCAAGUACCGGCGGCCCUCGAGCCUGAACUCAGAUGGGCUGGAGUAUAUUAUAGCUCACGGGCCCACUAACCAGUCUCUUAACGCCAUGUACUAUAACUUUAAUGGGAAAAUGCCACACAUAACUUAUGACUACACUGUACCACGGACACCACCUCUCCGAACUGCAAGCCCUGCUGUAGACAGACCUCUCUAUCGUCACCGACCAGAGACCAGCCAGAACCAUCCCAUUCCAGCCAACUCCAGAGCUGCCCAGGACUUCAAUGCCACAUGGCUCUCCCUGUCACCAGAUGACACCAGUGAACAGCUUCCUCUAAGAGAAGGGCAUGAAGAUUUAGGCUUUGGUCACCCGCACUUCAUCCAGACCAACUCCACCAGUCAGACUCGGGACUGGGGCUGGGAACAAGGUGAAGAGAAGGAGAAAUAUGACUUCCAGAUAAGACAGGUCUACCAUGCAAACACGGCAGGAGAGGAAGAGGAGGAGGAAGCAGCAGCAAUUGGUGGAGAAACAGAGUUGGCUCUCAGGUUCAAUCAGAUUUCCAUCAGCACAGCUGUACCCUACAGCAUGAGGAGAUCCGAGCUCUCGGAGAACAGCCAGAUAGCAUCCUCCAGGCUUCGUCUCUUCAGGCGGCUGUGUCACCGAGACCCGCACAACACUGCCUUCUGUAGGGAGCUGCAGCACCUGGCAGCCAGGCUGGCCCCGAGGAACUCCACAGCAGGACUAUGGACCGAGACGGCUGCCCGGUGGCCACAGGGCCUCCACAAAGCGCCGGCCCGUAAGAACUCACUGGAGGACUUGAAGGUGGAGGCAUUUGCUGGGAGUCAGGGGGAAGCAGCCAACUACAGCAUGAUGGCAUCUCUGGAGAGCCCUCUGCUAGGUGCCACCCCAACCGUGGACAUCAGCCAGGCAGAGCCUCUGCAAGCCCCUGGCACUGAAAGCAAUGAGUUUGAUGUGAGCUCUGUGGGCCAUGACGACAUUAGCUUGGCUGACAUGUAUCGGUGGAAAGUCUCAGCUUAUGCUCCCUGCAGCUCCACGUGCACUUCAGGUAUCAGCACCUCCUAUGCGAUGUGUGUCCGGUACGACGGAGUGGAAGUGGAUGAAACUUACUGUGAUGCCCUAACCCGACCAGAACCUACUCAUGAAUUUUGCACAGGGAGAGAUUGCCAGCCUAGGUGGGAGAUCAGCCGGUGGAGCGAAUGCUCCAGAACCUGUGGUGAGGGCUAUCAGUACCGCACUGUGCGCUGCUGGAAGAUGCUGGCUCCAGGCUUUGACAGCUCCGUUUAUGAUGACCUCUGUGAGUCAGCUGGGCUGGCCAGACCCAUGGAGAGGAAAGCCUGCAAGAACAAGGCCUGUGGGCCCCAGUGGGAGCUCUCUGAGUGGUCCGAGUGCUCGGCCCGGUGUGGCACGCAGGGCACGAUGAAGCGGGAGGUGCGCUGCUCGGUGGAAACACCCCUCUGCGACGAGUCCCGGAAACCCAGCAGCGAGAAGGCGUGCACAGGCCCACCCUGCGACCGCCGCUGGACUGCUUCGGAUUGGGGCCCGUGCUCAGGUUCAUGUGGUGAGGGACGCAUGAGUCGCUUCAUCGCAUGUCGCAACCUGGAGGGCAAAGUGAUCUCCGACUCGCAGUGUGACCCAGACACCAAGCCCCUGGCUGUCCAUCCGUGUGGAGACAAAAACUGCCCUGCACACUGGGUGGAGCAGGAGUGGGACCAGUGUGAUGCCAGCUGUGGGCGAGGGAUGAAGACCCGGGUUGUCUUGUGUGCGGGCCUGGAGAACGGUGUGUACAGGGAAUACCCCGAGAAGCGCUGUGAGACCUCUCAGAAACCUGAGGAGCAAGCUGCCUGUUUCAAGAGGCCAUGUUCAACGUGGUUCACUACCUCCUGGUCUCAGUGCAGCAAGACGUGUGGUGCUGGUGUGCGACUGCGUGAGGUGAAGUGUUACCAGGGGGAAGCGCUGGCUCAGGGCUGUGACCCCACUUCCAAACCAGAAGCCAGGCAGACCUGCCAACUCCAGCUGUGCCCCACAGAGGCACCAGAAGAAGACUGUGAAGACAAAGCGACAGCCAACUGCGUGCUGGUGCUGAAGGUGAAGCUGUGCUCUCACUGGUACUACAGGAAGGCUUGCUGCCGGUCGUGUCGGCUCAAGUCACCCUGACUGCUGCCAGGCCGUACUUCCCUUCCAAGUUCAGGGGCAAGAUCCCCCUUGAGCCAGACUUUACCACUUGAAGCCACCCCACUUGGUUUGGCUGUGGACCCAGUCCCUGUAGACCAGCCUGCUCAGUGAGGAAGGAUUCCUAGGACUUAGUCAUCACCGUUCCCUCUCCACCAAGAGGACCUUACACAAGAUAAACCAUCAGUUCCUAGAAAGCUACUGAGAAGUGAGUUGGGAAAGCCUGUCCCUGCUGUCAUCAUCUCUGAAGAGCUCUAGUUGGAGGCGGUGGGGCGCGGAGGCCAGCCCGCAGCAGGGCACAGACAACAGCAGCCAUCUCUCUGGUCUGCCCUGCAGAUUCUUCUAACUACAAGGGCAAUUUCCAA